This is a messenger RNA of Schistocerca piceifrons (Central American locust), 1299 nucleotides long. Its product is annotated as low choriolytic enzyme-like. Gene Ontology annotation, biological process: proteolysis. The transcript is spliced from 12 exons. The record is from RefSeq and is a predicted model, not a curated record. The coding region runs from base 1 to 1299 and encodes 432 amino acids. Gene Ontology annotation, molecular function: zinc ion binding; metalloendopeptidase activity. NCBI's taxonomy places the organism in Eukaryota, Metazoa, Arthropoda, Insecta, Orthoptera, Acrididae.
AUGCCCUUAAGGCCGCUGCCGCGCCCCUGGCUGGCGCAAUCCCUGUUGGCCGCCGCCGCCACAGCCGCCGCCUUCGACCUGCCAUUCGGCGUUCCCGACCACGUCAGUCGCACCGGCCUCCACAUCUUCCAGCCAGACAACUUGUUGCUAAAAAGUAUCACCCUAAGUAAUCCAGCAUUCACGCACCACGAGGAAGCAGACGAGCCAGGGGAACCCAUCUCUGACGAGGAGUUCGCGCUGUCCGCCACCUCUGCCGCAGCGCUGCAGGAGCCGCCACUGGACGACGGCUCCCCGGACCCCAUCCUUGCUGCGGGGCUCUUCGAGGGCGACAUCGCUGGGGUCUCCCCGGAGGACGUUCUAGAGGACCCGGAUGCCGCCUACCACGACGGAUCGACGCGGCGUUGGGAGGGUGGCGUGGUGCCCUACGUCAUCUCUGCAGCCUUCACGGGCGACGAGCGGCUGCAGGUGGCGGCGGCCUUCCGGGAGUUCCACGAGCUGACGUGCGUGCGCUUCGUGCCGCGCACCGGGCACACCAGCUACGUGCACCUCCGCAAGGGCGUCUGGUGCAGCAGCCUGAUCGGGCGCGUGGGCGGCGAGCAGACGGUGAGCCUGGGUCCCGGCUGCGUGUACAAGGGCGUCGUGCAGCACGAGCUGAUGCACGCCCUCGGCUUCUGGCACGAGCACAGCCGCUCAGACCGCGACGCCUACGUCACCGUGCUGCUGCACAACGUUAGGCGAGGUUAUGAGUCCCAGUUCCAGAAGCAUGGUUGGCACAUAGCACAAAGCCUCGGCCUGCCGUAUGACACUGGCUCGCUGUUGCACUACGGGAGGCUGGCAUUCUCGCGCGACGGCCGCUCGCCCACCAUCGUGCCCAGGGACCCACGAGCCGCCAUCGGCCAGCGGCUAGGCUUCAGCGAGGUGGACGUGGCCAAGAUCAACCUGCUGUACGGCUGCCGCAACACGCUGGUGAGGCGGCCCACGCCGCCCACGCAGCCGCCCCCGCGCCCUGUCUGCGCCGGCAGCGACCGCUUCUGCAACCAUUGGGCGCGCUUCGAGCAGUGCCUGCGCCUUCCCUUCUGGAUGAAGCUGCGGCUCGUAAGAGACACUGUCGAGUCAUGUCGUGUUGCAGGCGUGGCGGCGGACCGGGCAUGCGCCGACGAGAUCGAGGAAUGCGAGCGCUGGGCACAGCAGGGCGAGUGCGCGACCUCCGCAGACUACAUGGCCGCCUUCUGCCCCGCCGCCUGCGGCACCUGCUGGCUCCCGCCCGCAUGCACCACAAACAUGACGCUCUAUGCAUAG